AUGCAAAAGUAUAUUUUGUGCGAUAAAAGUAACCAAUCCUAAUUAUCACUCAAUUUAUCAAAGAGCCAAUAAAAAUUAGUCUGCAAAUCAAUUCACGAUUAAAUUAAAGAAAGAACUUAAUCUAAAGAAACAACUCACAGAAGUACACAAAACAACUAAUUAUCUUAAAGAGUAAAAUAAUCAGGAUCUUUGAGUUCAGUUAUUGCUAAUUUCUUUGGUCCAUCUGAACAGAAGAAGAGAUGCAAUGAAGUAAGUGAAAAUAUCGAAAAGUCUAAAAUUUUGGUUAUCAAAGAACUCAAAAACUAAUUAGAUCAAAAAGAUGAAUAAAUCAAGAUAUUAACAUAACAAUUGCAAUCUAGUAAAUUCGGAUAGACUUACUGUGGAAAGUGCAAUAAUUUAAAAGAAAAAUUUCACAAACUAUAAUCAUCCAUUAUUUAACAAUAAAAUUUGUUUUUGUAAGAGUUUAAAACAAAUAUGGAAAAUGAUGAGAACUUUGAAAAUGAAGAUGUUAUAUAAAAGGAGAAUUUAAAUAAUCUAGAAUCUAAUACCUUUUAAUUUAAGUAAUCUAUGAAUACUUUGAAAUCCUUCAUGGAGAAACUUAGCCAUCAAUAUAUUGAGGUUGAUGACCGUUCUAAUACGUUGAUAAAUGCUAUGAAGAUAGAGAAAUAGGAAUUGCAAUAGAGAGUAGUUUAAUUGGAAUAAAAGGUUAGAGAAUUGCAAAGUAAUGAGUAAACAAUGCAAAAGAAAUUGGAGCAGUUGUAAAACCCUUAUUAAAAAUACAAGAAUCAAUUGUAAUAGAGUGCGUCAUUAACAAAACUCAAUCCAGAGAUUGAGUGUCAAGUGAAUGUUGAUAAGAUCCUGCAUGUGGGAUAACCGUACUUGAGAACAAGAUACAUUAGUUAAAAGGAGAAUAAAAAUAGUUAGAUGAGUUUGUUUUGA
Messenger RNA from Paramecium tetraurelia, 939 nucleotides. RefSeq lists its product as uncharacterized. Lineage: Eukaryota; Ciliophora; Oligohymenophorea; Peniculida; Parameciidae. The record is from RefSeq and is a predicted model, not a curated record. The transcript is spliced from 2 exons.